UGUUUACUUGAGUAUCGAAACCCAAUUAAAUUCAACCUCAACAAACUUUAUUCACGUUAUAAACUACUAGACACCGAGCAAUAUUACUAGAAGCCAUCGAACAUUAUAACCCUGGUAAAGUUGACAACUCGUCAGUGAAACAUUGAUUUGAAAAGAUGAAGGUUUGGAUCCUUCUAGGACUUCUUAGUAUUUUUAAAGUUUCUUCAGUUUUCACUCUUGAACAAGAAAGUACGAAACUCAAGGAAAAACACAUCACUAUACACAAGGUCAUUGAGCAUCUACAGAAUUAUUCUUUUCCAAAUAAUAUUUCUAACAAUGACAAAUCGAUAGCUAAAAAUGCUAUCCUAAUCAUAGUUGAAGGUAGUCAAGGUGAAGAUGCUUGGAAAAAAUUUAAAGAAAAUCAUUCAUUUCCGAUUGAGGGCUUCCUGAGUAGUUGCAAAAAUGCAUCAAAUAAUUCACUGUUGUUGAGUGAUCAUAAAAAUUGUCAGUGUGAGGAACUUUUGAAAAAAAAUAUCAAUGAAUUAAUGACUUGGGCACAACUUAUGAAGGAAAUGAGCACAGCAACUAUUUCUGGCAAUAAUUCAACCCUUCCAUCAUUUUUAAAUAAUGGAAAUCCAGUUCAUGGUGAUAAAAAAUUCCUAGGGAAUAAAAAAAAUAAAAAUGAACCAACGUUUUUUCAACAAAGGCCACGUUCAGAAGAUUCUUGGCACUUGAAUCAUACCAAUAACCAUCCAACAUUAUCAUCGUCUGUUUUAAAUAUGAAUUCCCCAGUCAACCGAAGCAAUGCCUAUGAUGCACUCUGGAAUUUUAUAUCGACAAUUUCACGAAUGCAUUCAUUAAUUUUUAGAACAAUUUUUAAAGUAAUAGGAAAACAUUUUAUACAUAACCGAGUUCCUUCUCAACACAAAUCAAUGUUUCCUAUUGGACCACCCAAAUUUAUUGAUCUUAUAUCCAAUACACUAAUGGAUUUGAAACUUACUUCCAAUAGUAAAGGGUUUCUGUUGAUUGUCAUUACACCUGGAGAUCAAUUAUCCAGAGUAUAUCAAACUAUUGAAACUCAGGUUCCAUUCAAUGAAACUUUAAUGGUAGUUACUGGCGAAUGUUCUAAAGACGAUCAAACCAUUCCAUAUUAUGUUUCUGGACUAAAACCACAUCUUCUUUUGAACAUCACUGCUGUAUUCGAACUUCCAAUAGCACUUAAGUCAACUUUAGAUGGUUGUCAUGGCAUUUGUGACAAUAAAACUUUUCCUCUUACCAUUUCUAUUAAAGAUGGUCCUAAAAAAAGGAAGAUACGUUCUGGAGAUGACGAUGAGACCCAACAAGAUGAUGAAAAAGCUGAAGAGUCAGAUGCUGAUUCAAACGAAAAUGAAGAGUUAGGUGAUAAUGGAGAUUCAGUGAACUCUGAUCGCUACUCAUCAGACUCGGACUUGGCAAGAGAUGAUCCAUCAACAUCUCACCGCACAACUUCAUCUUUGGCUCUCAAAUUUAUUCUUACUCUUGUCAUAAUGAUUAUUACGUACUAAGUAGCAAAAUAUUGAAUUAUCAAUUAUUUUUGGUCAAAUAUUAAUUCAAAAAAUAUAAGUAAAUUAUAAAACUAGAAGAACGCGUUUCACUUACUUGCUGCUUCGUUAGAUUUCUUAAGAUUGUAUUUUUUCAGGUCUAAUUAAUGUUGUAUUGCGCUUUUAACGACAAUCAUUUCCAUAUUGAGUAAAUUAUCCUUUACGGAUGAGCUCAAGUAGAAAAUGCUCAUUUCAAUUCAUAAAGGCGGAAGAAAGGUUGGAUUGUUGAUGCCAACAAUACUCAGUUUAUUACUUUUCAAGAAAAAUUAUAUAAAAGAUAUAAAAAUUUGUAAUAGGAAUUAUUGAAAAAGUAUUGAUUGUUGUGCUAUAUAUAUUGACAGAU
Molecule: messenger RNA, 1902 nt
Organism: Chelonus insularis
Lineage: Eukaryota; Metazoa; Arthropoda; Insecta; Hymenoptera; Braconidae
Exons: 8
Coding region: 156-1523 (455 amino acids)
Source: RefSeq, a predicted model, not a curated record